Messenger RNA from Bacidia gigantensis, 1788 nucleotides. RefSeq lists its product as uncharacterized. Bases 1 to 1788 code for a protein of 595 amino acids. The record is from RefSeq and is a predicted model, not a curated record. The transcript is spliced from 3 exons. Lineage: Eukaryota; Fungi; Ascomycota; Lecanoromycetes; Lecanorales; Ramalinaceae.
AUGUUCGAAGGUAGCAAAGCUGGUAUGUCAGUUUUCUACGGUCAUUGUCCUCAAGCAAAAUCAUACCAAGCCGACCCAGAACGGGACUUCAAGGCAAUCAAAACCGCGCUGUGUCAAGUUGAUCGUGCACUUUACCUGACUGUUCAGCCUGUGCUCUAUGAAUAUUUGGACAUUCGGGUGCCAUUGCGAUGGCAGCGCCUGGCGAGUCUCGAAUCGCUCCUAAGUACAAACAAUUCUGGAUUUCGUUUCACACGCGCUUUCAGGAUUAUAAAUUCGAGGACUUUGGACGGAGCAGGUGCUGACAAAGGAGGACUUGGUGUAUUGAAAGUGACCGAGCAAGACGUUGAAGCUCGCUUCUUAUCCUACGAGCCUGAAUCCCAUGCAUCAUACACUCUCAAUGGACUGAUUCGUCUCAUACUUGGGAGACUUACUCCUAACAGCCUUCGUAUAUUUUUAUGGCAUCAUGAUUGCUUCAUCGACACGGUCACCAUAUAUCAACUUUUCACGUCACAAGGAAAGUCUUUGCAGCACUUAGCAUUUCGUGCCCACAUCUCGGGACAAGGAGAAGCACAAUUGUCUUAUGCUGGUCUGCGUCGUCUAUAUAUGCCUGACCUACGUCUGGAUGAGGGCACUUGGCCCUUGCAGCUCCUUGCUCAGAAUUACGGGACAUUGGAACACUUGCACAUUGGGAUUGAGGGAUUUUUGUUUCGCGAAUACGCCAAAAAAGGUAGACUUGAGGCUAAUGGAGAUGAGCGAUGGCAGAAAACAACUGCCAUUGUGUCCGCACUCAAAUCUGCAAAAGACAAGACAGAUCAAGCCACGAGCGACAUGCGUCAGCUUAAGUCAAUGACCCUCAUUGGGUUAGAUAUUUCGGCUCUUUGUGCAGGGACCGAAGCUAUUCUCAAGUUUAAUUGCCUUCAAAGACUCUGCGUUGAGUCAUGCGUGGGAUUGGAAACAGCCUUUUCAUUUCUCGUGGCUAAAGCUACAGACUCCGACCGUAUACCUUUUCAGGAACUCAGGAUACGACAUGAGCACAUCUCGGCCACUUUCCUUAACAUUCUUCGCGACUUUCUAGUCAAAUUACGGCCUUUGAAACGACUGCACAUACUCCUAGAAGGUGAAUGCACCCGCGCAGGGGAUCUGAAGAGUAUCUUGAAGGUUCACGGUCGAUCACUAAUGUCAUUGGUCUGGGAGCAAAGGACCGGACCGCGUCUUGUCUGGGGAAGAGAUACCAUAGUCAGCCGAAAAGACCACAUGGAGUUCCGACUCAUAGCAAAGUACUGCCGAGAAUUGCGAUCAUUGGGUCUGGGAGUCCGGUGGGAUCACUUCCAUGACUUUAUGGGCGCGAAUGCUGAGCUCGAAUCAUUCUUCAGUAAGCUCAAGUAUCUGAGGACUUUCAACAUUCGGGGACUGCCUGCUAUGUCUCUUGACGAACGGGGCAUCUGGCUAGAUGAGGAUUACUUUUUUGAAGGUCUAGCGACAAAAUUUGCAGAAAGAAUAUGCCAAGCUCUAAAAACCAUCAGCAAUGUCGAGACAUUAUGUUUGGGACCGAUCACGUUCGGAGGCAUGAAACUUUCAACAGCUGCUUACGAUCGCGAGUGGAAUUAUAUGCAACCUCGAAUUUAUCAUCUACAGUAUUUGCGUAGAGAGGGAAGACUUAGAACAGUGUCACCAUGGGUUGCGAAAGCCCAAUUGCUCGCGGUAGGAAACGUACACGAUGCUGAGGACUGGGCAAAGGAUCUUGGCAUAUUCAGUCCGUGCUGGCUGGAUGGCAAGCAUUACUCAUGA